AUGGCCGGCCGUCAAGGCAAGCCAGAGGAGGAGCUCUUUUUCCAACGACCCUCGAACGGAGAGGAUAGCCCUACUGUCGAGCCUUUGAGAAUAUCCAAGCCGCUCAGUCCCAAGCCUCGAACAGAGUCAGCCUCCUCAGGCCGAGUCAACUAUCUUCCUCCCUCCAGCAAGAACGGCUUCCCUCUACCUCCGGGCGCAUCGAGCUCUGCCAGCCCUCUGCCGUAUCCCGAUGACCCCGACCUCUGCACCAGACCUUCCGAGUCUCGAAAUAGGCGCCCUCCAUACCCUGAAGACCCGAGAGUGGAUUCGGGCAGGAAAGACUCGGGAAGUCCUGCAGGAAGUCCAGGCAGGGAACAGAUAAGAUCAAGUGGUGGAAGGACUCCUUCAAUCGACAUCUCGUCGCGGCUGACGACCAGCCCUAUUGACAAGAGGGGACCGGGUCUGGCAGAACGAAGGGGGACUGCGCCCAAACCUCUGCCAGAUUCUCCUGGUUCAGAUCUGCCAGAUAAAGAGGGGCUGUGGGCCAAGCAGCCCACAAGAGAUCCCAAGCCCUCACCUGCUGCAUCACGUCCGGCCCAGUCAAGCACUCCUUCAUAUCCCGAGUUCCGCCAGCAAUACUACCCUCCACCUGUUCCAGAUACAGCUGAGCUGAAUGGAACAUCUUCUUCAGAUAAUCUGAUCGCUCCCAACGCGAUGAACCGAUUCGCCUCUACUGCGUCGACUUCAACUACCAGGGCCACGAGAGGCUCACCCCCUCCCCCAGAGACACCAAUCGAAGGACCUGGAGAGCUGCCCGGUGGUGGAAUCGAAGCUCGAUAUGCAGCCGCAGGAAUUUCAGGGACUGCUACCUUAAGCAGUCUCCAGGCACAGAAUGCUGCAGCUGCGCAGAGACAACACCAGUAUGGACCUCCGCCAGUCCCCCAGCUUCCUCAGUCGCCUGGCCUCCAUCCAGUCCAGCAUCAGAAUAUUGUCAGGCCUUGGACACCUACCGAGUCUCCAGAUCAGCAACCUCAUGGCCCACCAACCGUAUACCAAGGGCCAAAACAGGUGACAAACUCGUCGCCUCCCCGAGCACAGCAGCAGCUUCAACAAGGUGGACCCAGUGCAACAGGCCAAUCCAAUGCACUCGAACAGGAUUUCCAGCGGAUGCAAUUGUCGCCGUCCCCUCCUCCAGCCUAUUCUAGCGUGACCCCGGGUGGCACCGGUGGAGCUCAAACUUACCCUAAUGAGAAGGGCCGUACCGGUAGUGUACCGGCCGCAAUAGCGACCGGCCCUAAACCUAACAUCGCUUCUCCUCUCACGUCUCCGGCAUUACAACACCCAGGACAUCCAGCUUUUGCAAAUGAUCCAAGAGAAGAAGUACAGCGCCCUCAACAGCAGCAAGCUGCACAAACAGCCCCUGUACAACAGUUUGCCAAUUCAUCGCCCUUCCAGGGCGCCGGCCCGAGCUCACCACCGCCUCUUCCGGAAGGAUGGAUUGCCCAUCUAGACCAGAAUUCUGGACAAUACUACUACAUCCAUCUCCCAACUCAAGCUACGCAAUGGGAAUUCCCCAAGGGACCUACGCCUCUGAACCACCCUGACACUGCACCAUUGUCACCCACGGUGUCGACGUAUGGAAACCCCCUCGCUUCUCCAGGGUUGAGUGCUUUUGGCAAGACGCCUCUAGGAUCACCUGGAUUUGCACCCCACACCCCAGGCUACGCGGAGAGUAUUAUGAGCAUGACUUCUCAGGCCCCAACUGCUGCGGGAUUCUCAGGUCCUCCUCCAAGUGCUGGAGUUGAUAUGUACAAGAUUGCCCCUACGAAUGGAGUGUACUUUGGACCAUACCUCCGAUACGUGAACAUGAACCUGGAGCGAGGCGUCUGGCUGGGUAGCAUAAUGCUUGUGACUGAUGGUCCGCAACCGCCAACAAUUCAUAUCCAUCGAAGCGUUGACUUGUCUCCUAACCCACGUCAAUUGAAAGCUAGCCCCAUCUUCACCCAUCAGCGAUGGGUUUUCUACCGUUAUGAUAUAGACUUGCAAAUGGGUGAUGGGCCAAGCGACAAGUGGACUUAUGCAAUCACCUCGCACCUGGGGUGUACACGCUACGAGUUCUUAGUAGCAGGUCGCCACGAGACAAACUGGAGAUUCAUAGCACAUUCCGGUAAUGAUUUUGCCAUGAACACCAGCGUCAAUGAGCGUUCUAAACUGGGCGGGAUAGGCUUCAUGUGGAAAGAUAUCUUACAGAAGAACGUUGAAUGCGGUGGUUUCCACGUGCAGCUAGGGCUCGGUGAUCAGAUCUACGGAGACAGGUUAUGGAAGGAAAUACCGUUGCUCAAGCAGUGGUUAGCUAUGAGCGGAAAGGAAAACAGAAAGACCGCUGCUUGGACCGCUAGGCAUGAGGAAGAUGUUUCUCACGCCUACUUCCACUACUAUACGAGUCACUUUGACCAGCCAUACCUGCGAGAGGCAUUCGCUCAGAUUCCUCACAUCCUCCAAAUCGAUGACCAUGACAUUUUCGACGGCUUUGGCUCCUAUCCCGACUACAUGCAAUCCUCCAACAUGUUCAAGAACAUCGGCCGCGUCGGUAUCGAGAUGUACCUCCUCUUCCAACACCACACUACCCUGGAAAUCCUCCGCAAUGUCAACUCGGACAUCGACCUCUUCACCAUCACCGGUUCAGGGUGGCACUUUGUCAAGUAUCUUGGCCCAGCCGUCGUAGUUGUCGGUCCUGAUUGCCGCUCAGAACGCAAUCAACGACAAGUACUUGCUGGUCCUACGUACCAAGGCUUAUUCCCAAAGGUAGCGACUUUACCGCCUAGUGUGCAGCACUGCAUAUGGAUGAUUUCCGUGCCGGUCAUAUAUCCGCGCCUGGAUACUGUGGAAAGCAUCGCGCACACGAUGGCGACAGCUAAGAAGGGCGUCACUGGUACAUAUAACCUGCUCGGCAAGGUAACGAGUUCCGUAGCGGGUGUGGUAGGUGGCAAAGAAGCUGUGGCUUCCGGUUUCAGCCAAGUGAAGAAAGCAGUCGGAAAGUCUGGGCUGAUGGGCGGUGUCCUGAACACGUUCGGCGACAUUGACAUCGCGGACGAGCUGCGCGACAUGUGGACUCACGAAUCGAAGGAUCUAGAGCGGACUUACCUGAUCAGAACGUUGCAAGGAAUUGCCAACCAAAAGGGCCUGCGCAUGACAUUCUUGUCUGGAGACGUCAACUGCUGUGGCGCAGGCCUCGUCCACGAUCCCUCCCAUCCCUCCGACCACAAAACUAUGUACCAAGUCAUCUCGUCGGCCGUCGUCGCGGCCCCACCUCCAUCCUACGUCCUGAAGCUGCUGCACAAUAACAAGCCGCUGUACGUACCCGCCAACGGCCAGAAGACAACCAACCAGGUCUCCGACACCAAGGAGGACAUGAUGGAGAUCUUCCAGACAGACACGAACGGCGGACCGCGCGAGAUGAAGAAGCUGAUGGGCCGCCGGAACUACGUCGCAUUCGUAGCCUACGACCCGGAGAACGUGCCUGGCAGCAGCGGCUAUUCGAGCGCCGGCAGCGUGAGUGCCGGCCAGAGCGGGCUGGCGAAGCUGAGCCUGGCCGUCGAUUUCAUCGUACAGGGGGAUAGCGGGUUUGCGGCGCCGACGAAGUAUGGGCCGGUCAUUAUUCCUAGCUUGGAGUUUGGGAGAUGA
Molecule: messenger RNA, 3663 nt
Organism: Drepanopeziza brunnea f. sp. 'multigermtubi' MB_m1
Lineage: Eukaryota; Fungi; Ascomycota; Leotiomycetes; Helotiales; Drepanopezizaceae
Cellular component (GO): membrane
Molecular function (GO): protein binding
Source: RefSeq, a predicted model, not a curated record